This is a messenger RNA of Pelagomonas calceolata, 1738 nucleotides long. The record is from the annotation of a GenBank genome assembly. NCBI's taxonomy places the organism in Eukaryota, Pelagophyceae, Pelagomonadales, Pelagomonadaceae.
AGCAGGUACCGUAGGUAGGUGCCGUGGUGCUCUUGCCUGUGCAAGCGCGCACUGGGCUGGCAGUGAAUUUAUCAUUCGAUGCCACACUCCCUACUCCAUGAGGCUCUUACGAGUGCUCGUCUUGGUGCAAAUGGGAGAAGGUCUGAUCCAAGGUACGCCAGCCGGCGCGGUGGCUGAGCCGUCGCAGGCUGGCGACGAGUUGUCGCCUGAGGAUGCGCUUCUCUGUGCUCCAGCGCGAAGGAAUUUGUCGGUUAGCACUGGCAUCCUAAAGAUGGCACUAUAUACCUACAGCUUUGGCAAUUACCGCCACGAAAUCUCGCAAUAUCGCCCGUGGGAUGAUUUCCACGGUCAGGACUCGCAUGGAAAUUAAGGAGGGGAGUUGCCUUCAACGGCAGGUUCUCUCAAAAUAAUGCGAUUUCGUUCGUCCAAUGUGACGGAGUAUCCACUAGGUGUUGCUAUUUCGCACAGGCUGGGACCAUCGGUACGUCUUCUGCGACACAAGUAUCACGCAGAAAAUGGUCGCGGACGGAUGGAUUCAGUGUCUGGUGCCUCCUGGCUACCUCCCGCGGGCCACAUUCCAAGUCCAUCGCACACGCAACGUCAGUGCAGGCUGGGACCUGACCAAGUUUUUCAAAUUUGGGCACGUGGCCGCGGUCCUUCGACCCUUUGACUACCUCCUUCACAUAGACUUCAGUUUCAUUGCGACACGUAACAAGUAUUUCUACUUUCUACCGCGUUUUGCCGAUGUCGAAGCACUCAUCCGCACGAAGCCAGAAGUAGAGCUCAUCGCACUCAGGCACCGUGAGAGGGCUCUCGUUCGCAGCGAGUGGCAAGUAACAACAAAAAACAAAAUGGAAUUCCAGCAUCUAAUCUGCCAGUUUGGGCAGGCAAUGAGGGCCAAAUUUGGUAGCGAGGCGAGCACUGGCGUCAACCGGUUCUUGUUUCUUAACAACCUUUGGCUAACGCAGGUAGUGGAUGUAACACCACUGUUUCUCAUGGGCUUAUUUGUCCGCAAGGUCCAUAAUGUGCCAAAGCUUGAUGUGAUUUUUGCUGAUACAGUCCGCACCCUUGUAUCAUUUGGCUUGAAACGAGAUCAGAACGUCUUUCCGCUUGCUCUCUGGAACAGAUAUGGAAACAUGACUUCUAUCAAGGUAUUAAUGUGCGGCAGGAACAUUUCAACUGCAGUUUGCCACCCCGCACGGAACCCCCCCGCAUCGUCGACAAUUAGAGAUUUUGGCCGCCCCCUCGCCCUCACAGCCCGUUCAGCAUGUAAUCACACCGGUGAGCACAAGGCCUACGACAAAGUGCUCGUCUACGACCCGGGACCCACGCGUAUGUCGUGACGAAGAGCUUUGCAAGAAUUGCGUCGAUGUUGGCUCAAGCUGAGCCAGCGCCUCCCCGAAGCGGCAGAAAUAUGGCACCGCUCAGCAUCGACCUCUGGCUGCGACAUCGAUUCGGCCACCUUUCACAGAAACUCGUCGAUGGCCCGCCCGUGGGAAACGCAUCGGGGAACCAAAUGGGAAUCGCAUUCCAGCGAUUGAAAUGGACCGGGUGUUGCUGGCGUGCUCGAUAGUAGUGCAAUGGAAAUACACGUCUAGUAGGAUUCCAAUGUUCAACUGAGACGUAUCCAAGCACACCCGUACUACUAAAAGCUGGUACGCCGAGAGUGUUGUAUACUCGAGAAUGUAUCUCAUUGUGGCUCAACUUGAACAGUGUAACAAUUAAAUUCCUAGCCUGA